Molecule: messenger RNA, 1215 nt
Organism: Rubroshorea leprosula
Lineage: Eukaryota; Viridiplantae; Streptophyta; Magnoliopsida; Malvales; Dipterocarpaceae
Source: the annotation of a GenBank genome assembly
AAAGCUUCAGCUUGGUUUUUUAUCAAGCAAAGGGAGAGCCUAACUGCUCAACCUCCAAAUGGCAGAGAAAGAGAAGAACAACAAAAACAAGAAGCAGAAGUAUCUACACCCCAACGACCAGACCGCCAAAGCAACAUCAGAUUUUUCUUUCAAGCCCAGCUCCGAGGUAAAGGGUCUCAGGUUCGGUGGCCAGUUCAUCGUAAAAUCAUUCACAAUCCGCCGCGCACGACCUCUCGAGCUUCUAAAGCUGCUGUCUUUUCCGCCGAUGAAUAAUAGAUCGAACAGCAAUAAGCUCCCGUUCCCUUCGACCACGGCUUUUCUUCCAACGAACUUCACCAUCCUGGCGCACCACGCUUGGCAUACUCUGACUCUUGGUCUUGGUACAAAAAAAUCGAAAGUGCUCAUCUUUGUUUUUGAAUCUGAGACGAUGAAGCAGGCCGUGGACAGAAUAUGGCCGGCCGAGAUUCCUCUAGGGGAGGUGAACAAGAAGCUCAUUAGGGGGUUAAGUGGGUGCGAGAUGGCUCGGUUCAAGUUCAGGAAGGGAUGCAUCACUUUCUACGUUUAUGCCGUCAGGCGAGUCGGAAACAUGGGUUUCUCAUGUGCUGAUGAUCUCCGGACGAUUCUGCAGUCUGUGGUCAAUCUUAAGGAUUUCUUAGAUCACACUGCUAUGCUCGCCAUGCCCAACCAGCGAAGCAUUAACUAUUCCAAUCCAGUUGCCAUGGUUCACUAGGUUUCUUUCUCCUCUUUAAUAUACCUUACUUUGGUUGUAAUUGGGAAAUACAAUAUGUUGGUUUCAAAUAGAGUACAUAUUGACUUGCCUAUUUUAUUUGCAGUGGCUCAUGUUUCUCUGAUUCUGUUCUGUUUCUAACUUCGGUGAAUAAUAUUGAACCAUUUGUUUGUUAUAGAUUUAGACUGAGUUGUAUGCAGUCUCUGUUUCAAACCUUCAGUGGUUGCUCUGUUCUAUGAUCCAUGGUGUUAUGAUGCAUGAGUAUGACUUGGAUGGUGAUGAUGGUGAUGAGUGAGAGAAAAGGAAAAUGUACCGUUUGGCAUCAUGAUGAAAGUAGGGUGAAUGGUCAGUCUCUUUGUGGACUAGCAAAAAGUGAGAGAGAAGAAAAGAAAGGUUUCUUUUCUCUACUGAUCAUCUGUUUCCAGCGGCAUUAAUCAUUGAAGGCAUGAGAAGGUCCAUGCCAUUCAACCACCCAUUUUCUUAAUGGG